GUCUAUCAAGAAAAGUUUUUUGAUCCACUCUUUGCUUUUCCUGGGCAUAAAGCAGCCAUAGCCAUGCCUAGGAGAGUUGGAAAAGAAGUUGCAUAGCAAGUGGAAAUUGCUCCUAUGAGUCCAAGACAUUCUGAAGGUGAAAAUAGUCCGGAGCAUCUUCCGCCUAUUUCUCCCUUGGCUGAUCGCUUAUAUGGCAAUCCCAUAUAUCGCAAGGAUGAUGAGGAAAAGGUUGAUUCUACUGAGUCAAGCAAUAAAAUAUCUCAAGAACUUCAGCAGAUAAGGAGGCUGCAAGAAGAAGCUAAUCAGAACAUAAAGCGUAGUCUAGAAAGCUUUCUUCAAGCCCAACAACAACAGUCAGAUCAGUUCACUCAAUAUAUGAAUACUAUUGGGCAACCCGUACCUCCAGCAAUGGAAUUGCCACAGCAAAAUCUUCCAGAUCCUUUGCUCGGGGGGCACGGGGGGCAUAUUAAUCAGCCACAGGUGGUGCAGCAAAUGCCCAAUGCUCAAAAUAAUGCUCUUGGUGCUGGCCAGGUGCAGUUCAAUAGGCAGCAGCAAAACAAUCAUGUUGGUGGCAUCCUUGGACCACAAGAUCCUGUGGAAGCAGCAUUUCGUGCAGCUGAGCAGUUCAACGCCAAUCAACAAAGAUAUGUACCCCCUGCACGGCAUCCAAAUGCUGUCCCACAGCCCAACUUGCAGAAUAAUGUUUUUCAACCACUCGGGCUACAAGUAGCAGCUCCUCCCUUGGAUAGAAAUCAACUGAUUGAUCUAGUCCAGGAGACAUAUGGUCUAGCUCUGAGACCAUUGGUUCGUCCUUCCUAUCACAAGCCGUAUCCAGAUUACAUAGAUCGGGAUAAUCCAUUUCCUCAUGGAUUCAAAGUGCCUGAAUUUACUUUGUUUUUUGGGGACGCAAGCCAGUCAACCAUUGAACACAUUGGUAGGUUCACUAUUCAAUGUAGGGAGGCAUCGGGUGAUGAUUUUUUGAAGUUAAGACUCUUCCCAAGUUCUUUAACUGGUACUGCACUGACAUGGUACCUAAGUUUGCCGCAAAAUUCUGUAUUUGCUUGGAGACAAAUGGAAGAUUUGUUUCAUAUUCAAUUCUACCGCUCAGAGCCUGAGAUAUCCAUGGCUGAUCUUUCUAGACUAACUCAACGGCCAGGGGAAUCUUCUGAAAAUUAUCUUAUGCAGUUUAGAAAAGCCCGAAUGAAGUGUCAUGUUGCCUUACCAGAGCAAGAGUUCAUGAAGCUUGCUCAAAAUGGUUUAGAUAUUGAACCUCAAAAGAAGUUUGAGGGGAUGGAAUUCAGAGACUUCUUUGAGCUCUUUUAUAAGGUGGCACGUUAUGAGAACCUUUUAAGAGAGGAAUCCCAAAGAAAGGCAGCAUCGCAAGGAACUUAUUAUCAAGAUGCUUUUGACCUUGAUAUUGCCGAGGUCUUUGCAGACAAGCCAGUAAUUUGUCCUAAUCUAGUGAAAGUCACUCAACAAGUUGAGGUGGCUGCAAAGCGUCUCCCAUAUGAAUCUGGGAGACAAUACACAUUUGAUGUGACUAAAGCAGAUGAAAUUUUUGAUUAUCUAAAAAAGUCAGGACAUAUUAAGCUGCCGCAAGGGCAUAGGCUCCCGACGGACAAGAUUGACAAAGGGCUGCUUCGUUUCCCUGAAAAACCCAAGGAAGCCAUGGGGGUUGAUGAGAACCCUUUUCCAAACGUUGAUGUUGGAGUUAAUGUUGCUAACAUAAGGAGCAUCUCUCGAAGGACGUAUAAAGGGCGAACUUUGGCUGCAGAUGACCUUCGUUGGGUGAUUGAGAAGGAAAGGGAACGUCGUGCCCAACAGAAUCAGAGGCUCGGGGGGCAACACCAUGCUGCCAGAAUCUAUGCAUCUAGAUCCAAGAUGAAGGAGGCUCGACAUACAGAUCGCUCUCGUAUGGUUAAGCCUCCACAGCGACCUUCAAGUAAAAGAUGGGAGAAGGUCGUGCAUCCCAAGUUUCCAAAAGAACCUGUGAGAAAUCCUAGAACUUUGAGAAGAAGGUUGCAGCGAAAGCAAGCAGAGGCACAUCGUCGUCAACAAUUAGCUACUGAGGAAGUUAAGGUUCCACAACAUUCUCUCGCAAAGGGAAAGAUGGUGUGGAAGAGAAAAGAGAAUCAAGAGCUUACUGUCCAAAAUGAAUCUCAGCUGAAAGUGCCACCUCCUAAGCUCACCUCAUUGAUCGUCAAUGAAAAUGAGUUGAAGGCAACCUUUGAAGCAGAUCAACAAGCAGAGUUGACUAGCGAUGAUAAUCUUUUUGAGGACAUGGAUGUUCUGCAGAUCGGCAGCAUCUCUAUUAAUCUCUUUUGUUUGGUUAUCACGCUUCCUUUAGUUUUUCAAGCCAAGGGCAACGGGACUACCCAUGUUUCCAAUGGCAGCAUGCUUGUUGAGGAAGAAGUGAUAGAGGUUCCAUCCCAAGAAGAGGAAGAGGAGCACGAUAUUCUUUCAGAACAAAUUAUCUUUAACAAACCAGAUGAAAGUGUGGCUCGUCAUAUAAAGCCACUCUACAUUUCAGCUCACAUGGAUGGAGUUCCAGUGAAUCGAGUCCUUGUUGACAAUGGAGCAGCAGUCAACGUCAUACCUUCUUUUAUACUGAGGAAUUUGGGUAAAAAUUCUGAGGACUUGGUUUAUACUGACGUAACCAUUAGUGAUUUCACAGGUGGUGUUAGCAAAUCAAAAGGAGUGCUGCCGGUUGCACUUACUGUCGGCAGCAAGACGUCAAUGAGUGCUUUCUUUGUUGUAGACUCUUCUACAACUUAUAAUGCAUUACUGGGACGUGAUUGGAUCCAUUCGAAUUGGUGUGUUCCAUCUACUCUCCAUCAAAGACUCAUUUUUUGGAAUGGAGGCAAGACUGAGGAACCAUCCGUUUCUUCGGCAUGGAUAGACAAGGAAGACCUCGUGGAAUCACUGCUUGCAACAAGCUUACCUUGGCUAAGUGAGGAAGACAUCCAUACCGACGGAGUCACAAUGGAGGAGUUAGAUCUAGCCCCUGCCAAGCUGGAUGACGUUAGGGCUGAUGUACAAGAUCCAUUGAAGGAAGUUAAUCUAGGAACGGAGGCAGAGCCACGCAUUACUUUUGUUAGUGGCUUGCUGCCGCCAGAGAUGCAAGAUAAAAUAAUUUGUUUACUACAUGAAUUCAAAGACUGCUUUACCUGGGAUUAUUCUAAGAUGCCAGGUUUAGACCAAGAGUUGGUAGAGCAUAGACUACCAAUCAACAAAGGAUAUAAGUCGUACAAACAGCCGCCACACCGUAUGUCUCCAGAAGUGAUUUUGAAGGUGAAGGAAGAAGUGGAGCGGCUGCAUAAAGUUGGUUUUAUACGGACAGCUAGAGGGAACAUAAGUAAAACGACGUUUCGUUGCCCUGGAAACAUAGGUACGUAUGAAUGGGUCGUGAUGCCGUUUGGGUUGAAAAAUGCAAGAGCUACAUAUCAGCGGGCCAUGAAUGCAAUUUUUCAUGAUAUGAUUGGCCGCUUCAUGGAGAUUUAUAUCGAUGAUGUUGUUGUUAAAUCCAUGGAGGAUGAAGAACAUUUGGAGCACUUGAGGAAAGCUUUUGAAAGAAUGCGACAGCAUGGUUUGAAGAUGAAUCCUCUCAAGUGUGCUUUUGGUGUUACAGCAGGGAAUUUUUUGGGUUUUCUGGUCCAUGAACGAGGCCUAGAGGUGGACAAAAACAAAGCAAGGGCCGUAAUUGAAGCGCAGCCACCACAAAAUAAAAAGGAAUUACAAAGGUUUCUUGGUCAGGUUAAUUUCCUAAGGAGGUUUAUCUCUAAUUUGGCGGGCAAAACUCAUGUCUUUUCACCUCUUUUGAAGUUGCAGCCUGAUGCAGAUUUUAAAUGGGAGAGGCAGCACCAAGCCGCCUUUGAUGCCAUCAAGGAAUACUUGUCCAAGCCACCUGUGUUGGUUCCUCCAGUUAAGAAUAAACCCUUAUUGCUGUAUAUAUCCGCCGUAGAUGAGUCAAUUGGCUGUCUGCUGGCGCAAGAGACUAAUAAUAAACAAGAACAAGCUGUUUAUUAUUUGAGUAGAGCUUUGAAUCCGACCGAAGUAAAAUAUUCUUCGGUUGAGAAAUUGUGUUUGGCUUUGUUCUUUGCAGCAAUAAAAUUAAGGCACUAUUUAUUGUAUUCGGAGGUAUUUGUUGUUUCAAAAACUGAUGUCAUAAAAUAUAUGCUGUCGCGGCCAGGCCGCAUUGGUAAGUGGAUUCUUGCACUUACUAAAUUUAAUCUGAGAUAUUUGCCUCAAAAAGCCGUCAAAGGACAGGCUUUAGUAGACUUUUUAGCAGAUCAUCCUUGUUUAGAUGUUAAUGCUGAUGAAGACAAGGGAAUCAAUCUCUUUUCAAUUGACUUGGUUCCUUGGAGACUUAUUUUUGAUGGGUCUAGCACUGAUCAAGCCUCUGGGGCUGGGAUUAUUAUUGUUUCUCCAGAUGGCAUAAAAACCCAAUGGUGUUUUCAGUUGGAUUUUGAAUGCACCAAUAACCAAGCAAAAUAUAAAGCUUUGGUAAUUGGUCUUGAGUUGUUGGUAGAGUUGAAGGUGCCAUCGGUUGAAAUUAUGGGUGAUUCUCAAUUAGUUCUCAAGCAAUUGAGUGGCGAAUACAAGUGUACAAGCGUGGUUUUGUCUCCAUAUUUUGCCACUGCCAUCCAACUACUGGAGGAAUUUGAUGAUGUCUCCCUAAAGCAUAUUCCUCGCAACAUGAAUAUGGAAGCAAAUGAACUUGCGCAGAUUGCUUCAGGUGUAAAAAUGCUUGAAGGCAUCUUGGAGAAAGUCAUCGUCAUCGAAAAAUGUAUGCUGCCUUCAAUUCAUCAAAGAGGAAUAACAGUGGAAGCAUGCUCACUAGAUGUCACACCUACAGACUGGAGGCAUCCAAUAAUAGAACAUUUGAGGAAUCCCAGUUCUAAAACAUCAAGGAGAACGAGGAUGCAAGCUUUAAACUAUGUGCUACUCGGGGAUAUUCUGUAUCGUAUGGGGCAGGAUGAAUUAUUGUUGCGCUGCCUCGGUCUUGAUGAAAGUUGCCAUGUGAUGUCAGAUGUUCAUAAUGGUAUUUGCGGUGCUCAUCAAGCAGGGAUUAAGAUGAGAUGGCUAAUUCGAAGGCUUGGUUUCUUUUGGCCAUCUAUUCUUAAGGAUUGCAUUAAUUAUGUGAAGGGCUGCAGAGCUUGUCAGCUGCAUGGUCCUUUGCAGCUAGCGCCAACUUUUGAGUUUCAUCCUAUUGUCAAGCCAUGGCCUUUUCGUGGCUGGGCAAUUGAUUUGAUUGGGAAAAUCUAUCCACCUUCUUCUAAAGGCCAUUCUUUCAUAAUAGUUGCUACAGACUACUUUACUAAGUGGGUGGAGGCAAGGCCUAUGAAGAAGGUUGAGCAAGGAGAUGUCAUCAAGUUCAUAAAAGAGGAUCUGAUCCACAGGUUUGGUCUUCCAGAAACUAUCACUUCUGAUCAAGGUAUUGCUUUUGUUGGAUCUCAAGUAGAGGCCUUUGCAAAAGACAUGGGAUUUCAUUUGCUUAAUUCAACUCCGCAUUAUGCACAAGCAAAUGGUCAAGCAGAGGCAUCUAAUAAGAUUAUCAUCAACAUCCUGGAGAAAAUGGUUGAUGAUAAUCCCAGGAGAUGGCAUGAGCUUCUUUUAGAUACUCUCUGGGUAUACAGAACCUCACAACGGAGUUCAACUAAGGUGACCCCAUUUUCGCUUACUUAUGGUCAUGAUGCUGUCUUGCCUAUGGAAUUAACGGCAAGGUCUUUGCGGAUUGCAAUUCAAAAUGGCUUGAAUUCUGGGGAAUACAAUGAGGCCAUGAUCAUGGAGUUGGAAGACCUUGAGGAAGCAAGACUGACAGCAUUGGAUGUGAUGAAGGCCCAGAAGCUUAAAGUGGCACGAGCUUACAAUAAAAGGGUCAAGCAAAAGAAUUUAGCAGAAGGAAGCUUGGUUUGGAAGGCUGUGCUGCCACUUGGCAAGAAGGAUCCUAGAUAUGGUAAGUGGUCCCCUAAUUGGGAAGGACCAUUCCAAAUUCAUAAAGUUCUUAAAGGGGGUGCUUAUUGGUUAAAAUCUUUGAAUGGGGAGUUGCAUCCGCGCAAGAUCAAUGGCAUCUACUUGAAACCAUAUCAUCCGAUUGUGUGGGAGGCAAGGGAUAGUUCUGCUUCCACGUCUGCAUGAUCCAGGUUUGCAGACAUUUGUAUAUUAUUUGAUUGAAGUUUUUUUUCUUUCAAUAAGGACACAUAGAGUUUUGGCUUGAACCAUGGAAGCAUACAUAAGACUUGGUGCUGCCAAGGAAGCAUAGCAUGUUCUUACAUUUGUGUUUUAGAGCGGUUUUGUUUGCAAAGCCGUGGGCAGCAUGAAUAAAGCAAGCGAAUAAAUUCAUGUUUAUCAU
Molecule: messenger RNA, 6352 nt
Organism: Rubroshorea leprosula
Lineage: Eukaryota; Viridiplantae; Streptophyta; Magnoliopsida; Malvales; Dipterocarpaceae
Source: the annotation of a GenBank genome assembly